AUGAUUCCAACGAUUAGGUUAUUAGCUCGUUCAGCAUGGAAAGGUCCAAAUAUUGUUCCAUUACCAAUUAAAGAAGCUAUUAAGAAUGGUGUACCAAUUAGAACCAAUGCUAGAAGUGCUACAAUACUGCCUCAAUUUGUUGGUUUGAAGUUUCAAGUUCAUAAUGGUAAGGAGUACGUUGCUUUUGAAGUCGUUGAAGACAUGAUUGGCUGUAAAUUAGGUGAAUUCGUUCCGACAAGAAAGAGAUUCAAGUACAGUCAAACCAAAAACAAAUAA
Tetrapisispora phaffii CBS 4417 is the source of this 276-nucleotide messenger RNA. RefSeq names its product mitochondrial 37S ribosomal protein uS19m (gene RSM19). The transcript has a single exon. Gene Ontology annotation, molecular function: structural constituent of ribosome; RNA binding. Gene Ontology annotation, cellular component: ribosome; cytosolic small ribosomal subunit. Gene Ontology annotation, biological process: ribosomal small subunit assembly; translation. Lineage: Eukaryota; Fungi; Ascomycota; Saccharomycetes; Saccharomycetales; Saccharomycetaceae. The record is from RefSeq and is a predicted model, not a curated record. Bases 1 to 276 code for a protein of 91 amino acids.